AUGGCUCCGGGGAAGGAAAGGCCCGAUGUAGGAGAUGCCGCCACCGGUCGCCAGUCGCAAGAAGGCUCCGUGCAAACGGAUCUUAUACCUAAGCGGGCUGCAACAUUCAAGGAUUACAUGCUCCAGCGCAUAUUUUCCUACGGUACCAAGUGGGACUUUAUUGCCUACGUCGCGGGUGGGCUGUCUGCUGCCAUUGCUGGAGCUACCACGCCCCUAAUGCUGAUCUUGUUCGGUGAUUUCGUCGACCACUUCAGUAUCAUCAAUCUCGAGAGCUCUGAUGCGGGCCUCCGGAAGGACAUCAACCGACUUUGCCUUUACGUGGUUUACCUCUUCGUCGCUCGUUUCGUCCUUAGUGCGAUCCACAAGUUUGCCUUCCGAAUGAUAGGGAUCCGACUCUCAGCUGCCAUACGCUUGCACUAUUUGAACCGACUUUUCGGCCAUAGCAUCUAUGAAUUGGACACUUUGCCCCCGGCCAUGCCGUAG
Messenger RNA from Parascedosporium putredinis, 483 nucleotides. The record is from the annotation of a GenBank genome assembly. Lineage: Eukaryota; Fungi; Ascomycota; Sordariomycetes; Microascales; Microascaceae.